AUGAAUUUGGGUAAUGGACACGGGGAUGCGACCGCUAGCGAGCUCCUCCGAGCUCAAGCCCACAUAUGGAACCACAUUUAUAGCUUCAUCAACUCAAUGUGUCUAAAUUGUGCCAUUGAACUAGGCAUACCUGACCUAAUCCAUAACCAUGGCCGACCCAUGACCCUCCUCGAACUCGUCUCCGCACUCCAUAUUCAACCCACCAAAGCUCAUUGCAUCCAUCGCCUCAUGCGCACCCUUGUCCACUCCGGCUUCUUCGAGGUACGGGACAUUGAAGAAGCAGAUCGCCAAACUGGUUACGCGCUCACCUGUGUGUCCCGGCUCCUUGUAAAGCACAACCCCUUGAGUUUAGUGCCCUUGGCGUUGUUCGCACUCAAACCUUUCUCCACGGGCCAGUGGCUGAGCGCAUGGUUGGGGGAUGGAGAAGAUGUCCAUUCAUCAACAUUCGAGAUGGCGCAUGGCGUACCCGCGUGGGAUGCAUGGCGCAAUCCUAAGGCCAAUUGCUUGUUCAACGAGGUGAUGGCGAGCGACUCGAGUCUAAUAGCGAAGGCGGUGGUGGAUACAUGUGGGGGAGUGUUCGAGGGGCUGAGCUCGGUGGUCGACGUUGGAGGUGGGACUGGGACGAUGGGUAAGGCCAUCACGGAGGCGUUCCCACACUUGGAGUGCACCGUGUUCGAUCAACCACACGUGGUGGAUGGUUUGGUCGGAAGUGAGAGGUUGAAGUUUGUCGGAGGCGACAUGUUUGUGGAAAUUUCCCCGGCGGAUGCAAUCAUUCUCAAGUGGAUAUUACACGACUGGAGCGAUGAAAAAUGCAUUGAGAUACUGAAGCGAUGCAAAGAAGCGGUGUCAGGUCGAGGCAAGUUUGGAAAAGUCAUUAUGAUAGAUAUGGUAGUAGGCAAUCAAACAGAAGAUCAUACAUCCACCCAAACGCAACUCUUCUUUGACAUGUUGAUGAUGGUGACAUUCAACGGGAAAGAAAGGGAUGAAAAGGAAUGGAAAAAGCUGUUUGUUGAUGCUGGCUUUAGCGGUUACAAGAUUGUCUCUCACCUGGGCCUUCGAUCUCUCAUUGAGAUUUAUCCUUGA
This is a messenger RNA of Syzygium oleosum, 1083 nucleotides long. RefSeq names its product trans-resveratrol di-O-methyltransferase-like. The transcript has 2 exons. Gene Ontology annotation, biological process: methylation. NCBI's taxonomy places the organism in Eukaryota, Viridiplantae, Streptophyta, Magnoliopsida, Myrtales, Myrtaceae. The record is from RefSeq and is a predicted model, not a curated record. The coding region runs from base 1 to 1083 and encodes 360 amino acids. Gene Ontology annotation, molecular function: O-methyltransferase activity; protein dimerization activity; S-adenosylmethionine-dependent methyltransferase activity.